AUGCCUCUCACACCCGCCCUCACUCAUUCCUACCCGGCCCCAUGCCUCUCACACCCGCCCUCACUCAUUCCUACCCGGCCCAUGCCUCUCACACCGCCCUCACUCAUUCCUACCCGGCCCCAUGCCUCUCACACCCGCCCUCACUCAUUCCUUUCUGGCCCCAUGCCUCUCACACCCGCCCUCAUUCAUUCCUACCCGGCCCAUGCCUCUCACACCUGCCCUCACUCAUUCUUUUCCGGCCCCAUGCCUCUCACACCUGCCCUCACUCAUUCCUUUCCGGCCCCAUGCCUCUCACACCCGCCCUCACUCAUUCCUACCCGGCCCAUGCCUCUCACACCCGCCCUCACUCAUUCCUACCCGGCCCAUGCCUCUCACACCCGCCCUCAUUCAUUCCUACCCGGCCCCAUGCCUCUCACACCCGCCCUCACUCAUUCCUACCCGGCCCAUGCCUCUCACACCUGCCCUCAUUCAUUCCUACCCGGCCCCAUGCCUCUCACACCCGCCCUCACUCAUUCCUUUCUGGCCCCAUGCCUCUCACACCCGCCCUCACUCAUUCCUACCCGGCCCCAUGCCUCUCACACCUGCCCUCACUCAUUCCUUUCCGGCCCCGUGCCUCUCACACCCGCCUCACUCAUUCCUACCCGGCCCAUGCCUCUCACACCCGCCCUCACAAUCAUUCCUACCCGGCCCAUGCCUCUCACACCCGCCCUCACUCAUUCCUUUCUGGCCCCAUGCCUCUCACACCCGCCCUCACUCAUUCAUACCCGGCCCCAUGCCUCUAACUCAUUCCUUUCCGGCCCCAUGCCUCUCACACCCGCCCUCACUCAUUUCUACCCGGCCCAUACCUCUCACACCCGCCCGCAUUCAUUUCUACCCGGCCCCAUGCCUCUCACACCCGCCCUCACUCAUUCCUUUCUGGCCCCAUACCUCUCACACCCGCCCUCACUCAUUCCUACCCGGCCCCAUGCCUCUCACACCUGCCCUCACUCAUUCCUUUCCGGCCCCGUGCCUCUCACACCCGCCCUCACGAUCAUUCCUACCCGGCCCAUGCCUCUCACACCCGCCCUCACUCAUUCCUUUCUGGCCCCAUGCCUCUCACACCUGCCCUCACUCAUUCCUUUCCGGCCCCGUGCCUCUCACUCAUUCCUACCCGGCCCAUGCCUCUUACACCCGCCCUCACGAUCAUUCCUUUCCGGCCCCGUACCUCUCACACCCGCCUUACUCAUUCCUACCCGGCCCCAUGCCUCUCACUCAUUCCUACCUGGCCAUGCAAUAUGCCUCUCACACCCGCCCUCACUCAUUCCUACCUGGCCCAUAUGCCCCCCACACCCGCCCUCACUCGUUCCUACCCGGCCCAUGCCUCUCACACCCGCCCUCACUCAUUCCUACCCGGCCCAUGCCUCUCACACCCGCCCUCACUCAUUCCUGCCCGGCCCCAUGCCUCUCACACAUGGCCUCACUCAUUCCUCACAUCCUGUGAGAUGGGAAUAUUAA
Procambarus clarkii (red swamp crayfish) is the source of this 1494-nucleotide messenger RNA. RefSeq lists its product as uncharacterized. The record is from RefSeq and is a predicted model, not a curated record. NCBI's taxonomy places the organism in Eukaryota, Metazoa, Arthropoda, Malacostraca, Decapoda, Cambaridae.